Messenger RNA from Durio zibethinus, 1026 nucleotides. The record is from RefSeq and is a predicted model, not a curated record. Lineage: Eukaryota; Viridiplantae; Streptophyta; Magnoliopsida; Malvales; Malvaceae.
AUGAAAAGAUCUGUGUCGACUGUAGAACGUAUCUUGGAUUUUGAAAGAUCCGGCUCAACGAUCCUUGCUAAAUCAUUGUCCCUUCCCUCAACCUUCUUCUUCGUGAUAAAACUCUCUUCGUAUUAUUCAAAUUCAAUCCCAAAAACAAUAGCAACCUCACUCAAUACAAAUUUUCAUCAUCAGCCUUCUCUCAGUUGUGGAACUAAGCUUUACUCUGGUUUGAAGCUUCAAUCUCCAUGUUUGUUUGCAAGUGGGAGACCAAACUUGAGUGCAGACUUCUAUAGCAGAGUUAAUAAGAGCCUCCAAUGCGGAACAUGCAACCGUAAGCCAACAAGGUCAUGAGUUGAGAUGAGGCCUAUAGGAACUCAAGUUCCCUAUAGAGUCCAUGGUGAAGGAACUUGGCAAUGGGUUGAUUUAUGGAAUGCCCUAUACCGAGAGCGAGUUAUCUUCAUCGGACAACGUAUAGACAAGGAAUUUAGCAACCAACUAUUGGCAACAAUGUUAUACCUUGAUAGUAUUGAUGAAAAUAAAAGGCUUUAUUUUUACAUUAAUGGUCCUGGUGGAGAUCUUACUCCAUGCUUGGCUAUCUAUGACACCAUGCAAAGCUUGAAGAGUCCUGUCGGCACCUGCUGUGUAGGCUAUGCUUACCAUCUAGCAGGCUUCCUUCUUGCAGCUGGGGAAAAGGUAAUUUUCUCUUCCCUUCAUCUAAUUCUGGUAAUGCCUCUUUCAAGAAUUGCUCUGCAGUCUCCAGCCGGUGCAGCUUGUGGUCGGGCUGAUGAUAUCCGUAAUGAAGCAAAUGAGCUUCUUAGAAUCAGAGAUUACCUUUUCAGUGAGCUAGCUAAGAACACAGGCCAUUCUGUUGAGAAGAUUAACAAGGACUUAAGUAGGAUGAAACACUUCAAUGCUCAAGAGGCUUUUGAAUAUGGGUUCAUUGAUCGUAUAGUCAGACCUCCUCAUGUCAAGGCAGAUGCACCUCGUAAGGAUGCAGGAACAGGCCCCGGUUAGUGUCCUUUAUUAUUUGCUCAU